AUGGAUGAUGUUAUCACUGGAGCAAACGACGUGGAGGAAGCAAAGAUCAUCCGAAGUGAACUUGAUGAAUUGCUGCGAACGGGAGAAUUUCGGUUACGCAAAUGGGUUUCGAACAAUGAAGACGCUCUUGUAGGAGUCGUUGAAGAUAAUCUGGCUCCUCCUUUCGAGAACGAUGUCGAUUUUGAUGCCGAACGAAUGGUGAAAACUUUGGGUUUGGUUUGGGAGCCUCGUACGGAUACAUUCAGGUUUAAGAUCCAAUUCGAGGAGGCUCAGGCGGUUGCGCUAACUAAACGGAAGGUGCUUUCCUGUAUCGCGAAGGUGUUUGAUCCAUUGGGGCUAGUCGGACCCGUCGUAACGAAGGCGAAGAUGUUUAUGCAGCAAAUUUGGGAGCUCAAGGAUACAGCACAGAAGGCAUUAGACUGGACGAUAAUGUGCCGUCAUCGUUAG
Messenger RNA from Topomyia yanbarensis, 447 nucleotides. RefSeq lists its product as uncharacterized. Bases 1 to 447 code for a protein of 148 amino acids. The record is from RefSeq and is a predicted model, not a curated record. The transcript has a single exon. Lineage: Eukaryota; Metazoa; Arthropoda; Insecta; Diptera; Culicidae.